UCUCGUCUAUGAGCCAUUCGGUUUGAAGUCUGAUUCACAAAUUGGUUCGAAGAAACUGGUUGAAAUAUCUCACAUCGUAUCACCGACGGAAAUCUACGUGAGAGAUGAAAAAGGCGCAAAACGUAUUACGGAAAUUCGACAAGAAAUAAAUUCUUAUGUACGUUCGGUUAGAGGCCGUGUCAAUAUAAAUUGGUCGCUUGGAGAUAAUUGCUUGGUUAUUCAGCAGAAUCCAUUGGUAACGAGCAAGAUGAUGCUAUGGUAUCGUGGACGGAUACUAGCGCAAAGUGAAUAUUCAUAUGAAGUGUUUAUUUGCGACUAUGGGUACAAAGUCCAAGCAAGAGCAUGUGAUUUGAUGCCGAUUACAGAUAACUUAGCAAAUCACGAAGAUUCAGUGACAUUCUGCAGCGUGGAUAUUCCCAGCAUUGCAUCAAUCGAUCUAGAAGAAACUGUAACGUUACUGCGUGAAUUGUUCAGAAGUUAUACAAAAUUAGCAGCUAGCUAUAGCGAGCACAUGGCUAUUAUAACACUGUGGGGAAGUAAUGCACCCGGUGAAAUUGGAUGGGACCACGAUUGGGACGAUUUGAACUUGAAACUCAUGAGUCGCUUAAUGAUGAAAUCGAUACAAUACUACAUUGACAGAACACAAUACCAAUACAGAACCAAUAAAUUUAGAAAUGAUGAUGGUCGUGAUGAUAGUUUCGAUGAACGUCAAAUGUUGGAAAAAUGUGCGCUCAGUGAAAUUGGUGACGAAGCAUCUGCGAUUCCCCCGACAAACGAACCGUGCUCAACAAAUAUUGCUAAAUGGGACCUCCCAAGUCGCAUUGAUCGAGCUACGAUUUCUGGAAUUGUAACACACAUUCACGAAACUGGAACCAUUUUCGUGCAAAUUGAAAAGGACCAUGAGAUCGCAAAUUCCUUGGAAAUAUCUAUUACAAACUAUCUUGCCGGAAAGCCACAAUGCGAAAUGGGUCACGUAUGGCGAAAAUCCAACACCUGCUUUGCGAAGCAUGGCGAAUACUUUCGUCGGGGUAUUAUCAAGUCAAUUGAUCGAGAAAACGGGACGUGCCAGAUAAUGUUCGUCGACUAUGGUGAUAAAGUUGUGACACGAUUGAAUAAUUUGUAUGCGGCGGCCGAUAUUUUGGGAUUUGCUCACCGCAUGAAACAUACUCUACUUUUAAUACUUUUAAUAAACAGUCUGCUACUUACUACUCAAAAAAUCAACUUGCUACUUGCUCGAAGCAGAGUUUUUGCUUGCUUGCUUCCACCUCCGUAUUGA
Sitodiplosis mosellana (orange wheat blossom midge) is the source of this 1276-nucleotide messenger RNA. RefSeq lists its product as uncharacterized. The record is from RefSeq and is a predicted model, not a curated record. NCBI's taxonomy places the organism in Eukaryota, Metazoa, Arthropoda, Insecta, Diptera, Cecidomyiidae. The coding region runs from base 248 to 1276 and encodes 342 amino acids. The transcript has 2 exons.